AUGCGAGAUCUCCAAUCCCCUCGUCUCCAACUCUUGUUUCGUACUCUAUUCGUCAUCAGUUUAGCCACUCUUCUGAUGAUCCAUGCGUUUGCAUUACAAAGCAAAAGCGAAGCUGAAACCGCAAAAGACGUACAACAACAUCAAGAUGGACCAAGACAUGGCGAUCUUAGCUACGAUCAGCGGCGGAGCCACGUUAAGGGGACGGGGGUCACUUGA
Molecule: messenger RNA, 216 nt
Organism: Eruca vesicaria subsp. sativa (arugula)
Lineage: Eukaryota; Viridiplantae; Streptophyta; Magnoliopsida; Brassicales; Brassicaceae
Source: the annotation of a GenBank genome assembly